AUGACCAAAAGACUAGGGAGAGAGCAUGUGCAAAGAGGCAAGGUGAAAAGUUCAGUUGAGAGGAAGACUAUUUACUUCAUCCAAAAACCCUCAGACGACCACCAGAAGCGCCUAAAAGGAACAAUGGGCAGUCGCAAAAAGGCGGGGGGGGUGGCGCGGCGCAGCGGGCAGCUCAACCUGGCGGGACGCGGCCUCAGCCACGUGCCCGAGCACGUGUGGAGGAUCAACCUGGAGCCUCCGGAGGACGCGCGGCAGAACCUGUCCUUCGGAGCCGCCGAGCGCUGGUGGGAGCAGACCGACCUGGCCAAGCUGAUCCUGGCCUCCAACAAGCUGCAGAGCCUCUCCGAGGACGUGCAGCUGCUGCCUGCCCUCACCGUGCUGGAUGUGCAUGACAAUCUACUGACAUCGCUUCCUUCUGCUUUAGGGCAACUUGAAAAUCUCCAGAAACUCGAUGUCAGCCACAACCAGCUGAGGAGCCUUCCCGAGGAGCUGCUGCAGCUGCCCCGUCUGAGGAGCCUCCUGCUGCAGCACAACCAGCUGAGCCAGCUGCCCGAGGGGCUGGGGCAGCUCCUCAGCUUGGAGGAGCUGGAUGUGUCCAACAACCAGCUCACAGCCAUCCCCAGCAGUUUUGCUCUGCUGCUGAACUUGGUGAGGCUCAAUCUGGCCUGUAACCAGCUCAGGGAGCUGCCUGCAGACCUCAGUGCCAUGAAAAGCUUGAGGCAACUGGAUUGUACCAAAAACUACCUGGAAACGGUGCCUCCUAAGUUAGCAAGCAUGGCAUCCCUGGAGCAGCUGUACCUGAGGAAAAACAAGCUGCGUGCCUUGCCCGAGUUUCCCUCCUGCAAGUUACUGAAGGAAUUACACGCUGGGGAGAAUCAGAUUGAAAUGCUGAAUGCAGAGAAUCUGAAGCAGCUGAGCUCCCUGUGUGUGCUGGAGCUCAGGGACAACAAGAUCAAGGCAGUGCCCGAGGAGAUCACAGUGCUGCAGAAGCUGGAGAGGCUCGACCUGGCCAACAAUGACAUCAGUAGGUUGCCUUACACCCUGGGGAACCUCCCCCAGCUGAAAUUCCUGGCACUGGAGGGAAAUCCUUUGAGAACCAUUAGGAGAGACCUGCUGCAAAAAGGCACUCAGGAACUGCUGAAAUAUCUGAGGAGCAAAAUCCAAGAUGAUGCCCCUGGCCCCAGUGAGGAGCCUCCUGUGACAGCCAUGACUCUUCCCAGCCAGUCCAAGGUCAACAUCCACGUCAUAACCACGCUGAAAUUAUUGGAAUACAGUGACAAGCAGGCUGCAGAGAUCCCCGGGGCCGUGUUCGACGCCGUGGGCUCCAACCCCGUGGCCACGGUGAACUUCAGCAAGAACCAGCUCAGGGAGAUCCCCCCAAGGCUUGUGGAGCUGAAGGACUCAGUUUGUGAUGUCAGCCUGGGCUUCAACAAAAUCUCCUCCAUUUCCUCAGAGCUGUGCCUGCUCCAAAAAUUGACCCAUUUGGAUCUCAGAAACAAUGUUCUGACAGCCUUGCCUGAGGAAAUGGAGGCUCUGAAAAGACUGCACACAAUAAAUCUGGCUUUUAAUAGGUUUAAGGUGUUUCCCAGUGUCCUGUAUCACCUCCCAGCCCUGGAGACCAUCCUGCUCAGCAACAACCAGGUGGGAUCCAUCGACCCUGUGCAGCUGAAGGGUUUGGACAAGCUGGGAACUCUGGAUCUGCAGAACAAUGACCUCCUCCAGGUGCCCCCAGAGCUGGGCAACUGUGAGAACCUCAGGAGCCUGCUGCUGGAGGGGAACCCGUUCCGCACGCCCCGCGCCGCCGUGCUGGCCAAGGGCACGGCUGCAGUGCUGGAGUACCUGAGGAGCCGCAUCCCCUCCUGAGCCUGGGCAUCUUCCUGGGCACCCUUCCUGAGCCUGGGCAUCCCUCCUGAGCCCAGCCUGGCCAAGGGCACAGCUGCACUCCUGCAGAGCCACAUUCCAGCCCCACGGGAGCAGCCAGGUCCCCCCUGUCCCCCCAGCACCCCUGGGCUCCACUGCCUCCAUCCUGGCUGGGAGUCUGCCCAGCCUCGAGCCUUGGUUGCAGAGUUAAGAGCACAGCUGUGAAACAUUCCCUGCCCUCUGCAUGUUCCAGCAGGGAUUUCUGCACCCCACGCUCUGUUCACGCUGUUUGGGACACAGGACAGCAAGGGAAGCUGCCUUCAGCACAGCCAGGGUGUCUCAUCAUGUCACCAUCAAACCGGGGCCAGAGGCAGAGGGAACACUUCUGUGGUUUUUAGAUCCCUGUUUGCUCUUGUUUCACCAGCUCUGCCCCUGCUGUGGGUGUGAUGGAGUGUUUGAGGUGCUGAGAGGUGCCCCAGGUGUGUGCAGGGCUCAGCUGAGUGACAGUGGGGCUGCUGCUGCACCCAGACAAUAAAUGUUCCCUUUGCAUGUCUGCUUUGGCUCCUUCCAGCUGAAAUUGAGCUUUGUCCAUGGGAACAUUGAGAACUUUGUCUCGUUCAAAACUCGUCCAAGUGUCCUGCAGUGGAUCUUUAGUGGUAGCAGUGCUCUGGGUGGGGCUGCACCACCUUCCAGUGCCUCAGCUCCCUUUCCACGGGGAAAUUCCUGCUGGUGUCACCCUGAGCCUCCUCUGGGGCUGU
Messenger RNA from Ficedula albicollis (Collared flycatcher), 2618 nucleotides. RefSeq names its product leucine rich repeat containing 40 (gene LRRC40). Lineage: Eukaryota; Metazoa; Chordata; Aves; Passeriformes; Muscicapidae. Gene Ontology annotation, molecular function: protein binding. The transcript is spliced from 16 exons. The record is from RefSeq and is a predicted model, not a curated record. The coding region runs from base 1 to 1863 and encodes 620 amino acids.